Molecule: messenger RNA, 819 nt
Organism: Limanda limanda (common dab)
Lineage: Eukaryota; Metazoa; Chordata; Actinopteri; Pleuronectiformes; Pleuronectidae
Exons: 1
Coding region: 1-819 (272 amino acids)
Biological process (GO): tRNA 5'-leader removal
Cellular component (GO): ribonuclease MRP complex
Molecular function (GO): RNA binding
Source: RefSeq, a predicted model, not a curated record
AUGUUCACAGGGUGUGGAGUGGUCACUGGCCAGAAUCAGUACCUUACCAGAGACGCUGUCAGGCCGAACCCAGAACUUGAGGUGAGCAGACAGAUACAAAUGGAAAAUGGGGUGACUUUGGGGAUGUGCCCCUUCUACCAGGGUCAAAGCUGCAAAAAUACUGGCCAGCCAGCAGUGGUCAAUGUUUCCAGCCCGCUGAAGCAAGCACCACUACCAGUCCCUCCUCCAGCACUAAAACUUGGGCAGGAGGGGUUCAAGAAAGUCUGUCGAACUGAGGAGGAUUGUCCCUGUCCCUUCCCGGGAUUGGCUUCUGGGGUGCUGGAGAUGCGUGUGAAGGAGGGAAGUAAAAUCCGCAACUUAAUGGGAUUUGCCAUGUCACGCAUGCAGGGAGAGAAAUGUUUAAGUGGUGGUGGACUGAGGCAGGUGGUCUUCACUGGGUCGGGCCGUGCGGUCACAAAGACCAUCACCUGUGCUGAGAUCAUGAAACGAAAAGUGGGCUCUCUGCACCAGCUGACUAAACUCCGCUACAAGGUAGUCAAAGAGGUGUGGGAGAGUUCUGAAGGGGGAGCAUCUGAGAUGACGGUGCACAGGACUGUGCCCUCCAUCAGCAUUCUUCUUUCCAAAGACCCGCUGGAUCCCCAGGAACCAGGCUAUCAACCUCCGGAGAACCUCACUGCAUUGUGGGAGGAAAAAGAGGCUGUCGAAUCUGCUUCACAGACAGCAUGCAAGAGACCUCUUGGACCUUUGCCAUAUAGCAGUUUCACUCACUGUAAGAGAGUGUGUUUGGGGGAAGGGGUCUCAGUUCUCCCUCCUCACUGA